This is a messenger RNA of Numida meleagris (helmeted guineafowl), 2648 nucleotides long. It is a transcript of the gene TMEM40, whose product is annotated as transmembrane protein 40. NCBI's taxonomy places the organism in Eukaryota, Metazoa, Chordata, Aves, Galliformes, Numididae. The record is from RefSeq and is a predicted model, not a curated record. The transcript has 15 exons. The coding region runs from base 408 to 1370 and encodes 320 amino acids.
CCUGCGGGAUCCUCCCGCUGAGGCAGGUAAGUGCCGGGAUGGGCGUGACUUGACUCGGAGGACAACUUCAGAAGAAGAACUCGGAGGAGUUCUUUCAGCUUCUGCCGAGUUCACUUCCUCUCCUCAGAGCAGCCCAGCAGCCAAGCACAAGGAGAAGCACGCACCGGGUGAGGACAGGAAGGCAAGCGGGUGACCCGCACCAUCGUGUCGCUGGUGGCGUUGACAGGAAUAGCUUCAAACAGAGGGGCCGGCGAGUUUGUUUUCUCGCUGAAGGAAACCACCGGCUUCCACCACUGCCACAGCCUGCCAGGAGAGCUCCCCGAGGAGCAGCCAGGAGCAGCCUGAGGCGUGCAGGUGCUAGGAAGACCUCGCUGCAGUGAGGGCUGGUUGUUGCUGAGGAAAGCAAGAUGAGUUCUGUGGUUCGUGCCAGUCCCAGUGAGCUCACGGCUGGGCUGAAAAGCCAGCGUAGCAUCACCUUUCCUUUGUUAGAAGAUACAGCAAUGGAGAACCUCAAUGUCCCAUCCCCAGAUCUCAGUGAAGAACAGCAAGACAUUUUCCAGAGGGCUUUUAUUGCUGAUGACAAUUACUUGGAGAAUCACGAGAAAAUGAACCAGUCCUUCUGCGAAACACUUGUAAAAAGUUUAGCCACCACUGACCCACCGAUCCUGACUACUGAAGAGAAGAACAAUCUCCUCAACAGAUGCAGCGUCCUGCCUGGGGGCUGCACAGCCUGCCUGAAAGCCAUAGAGACGAAAGGUGCCAGGGCACUGGCAAUUCUUUACCUUUUGUUGAAGAGUUCCAACCCAUCUGUGUAUCGGCAGCUGCCCAGUUCCAAGGGAAAGGAUGAAAAAUUAAAACUCCUGAAGAGAUUGGAGAGGAAUCUCAUGCUUUUGCAAGAGGAUAAAAGGGCUGAAAACUCAUCCCAGGAAUCUAUGGAGGAAGAUACACAAGACAGUGAUGAAGAAGGUUUAGGAAGACGGAAGACUGAAGGCCGACUGCUUGGAGGUAUACCAGCUGACGUUGUUCCCUAUGGAGAUUCAAAAAUUACCAGAAGAGAAGAUUCAAUUGCAGAUGCAUGUGAGAGCAAGAACAUUCACCCUCAAUGGUGGGCAGUUCGGUGGAUGGGCAUACGGAAGGACGAUGAAUUCUUUCAUUUUGUUAUUCUUUGCUUUGCAAUUGGAGCUUUACUAGUUUGCUACUACUACUACAAAGAUUGGACAAUUUCUCUUGGAAUUGGUUUGAUCACCUUUGCUUCCCUGGAAACCACUGGGAUUUACUUUGGUCUAGUGUAUCGAAUCCGGAGCGUGCUCGACAGCUUUGUUCCUCUGAUCGAGAAGUUCAGGCCAACAGGUAUGAGGAAAGCUGCCUAGGAGUAUUUCAGAAGAAUUCGACAAAACUCUGCUGUUUGGAUUUACAGUACUGAAGGAACUGCUUUAUAAGGCAGCCAUAAAAUCAUAACAGCUAAUACAAAACACUGAAGUGUUAAACAACAGAAAUACAUUCAGUCCACUCAAAAAUGAAGUUAAAACGGAAGAGAUUUGUAGCUCAGCAGAGCUCGUAAGAUUAUUUAGAUCCAAGUUUAUAUUUCAUUCCAUUAAAUAUAAGCACCUUCUCCAUCCCCCCCGCAUUUCCUCACAUUAAGUCUAGCCAUAGUGUAUCAAAAUCAACAAGACCACCAGAGCUAUCCUCAGCUGCUUAUGGAUGUUUCAGUAGGAAUCUUGGCACCAGAAAGCCACCUCCUCUUUGCCCUUCUGAUGCUGCAAGUCAGGCAAACACCAGCUGCUUGCUUACACAGUUGAGCCCCAGCAGUGCGAUAGCACUGAAGCAGACUAAUUGAUUGUGGCAGAACUCAAUAUAGUGGGCAUAUAAUAAUUUCACCCAGUGAAAGCUGGGCAAGAUUUUACAUGCAGUGACAUAAUGGUGCAUUAAUGAGAUUGUUAACAGCAGCAAGUUUCCUCUUGGAGGAGGAGAGAAAUAAAAUGCUCGGUUUGACCCAUCCCCUUCUUUUUUCCUUCUGAUAAAAUAAAAUAUAUAUUUUUCAAGCUUGUAGGGACACAUUACGUAAGCAUUAUGUAAAAUACACUAUAAUAUUUUAAUUAUUCUCUUCAAUUUUUAAUCAAUUAUAUGCAUAUGUAGGACUAACACAAACAAAACAAAGCAAAAAAAAAAAAACCAAGCAGGUUAUCUUCACACUUGUAGUAAAAACAUAAGGUCUUCAAAACCACAGGGGAAGGCAUCAAAUCAGACAGCACCAUAAAACGUGAAAUUGUAAGAAAAGGCAGACCUAAAAAGCCAUUAGCCCUAACGGCCCACUUUUAGUUCAGCGAAACAUUUUCAAGCCUUCCUCAGAAAAUUAAAAAGCUUAAUUUUAGGAGUAGUACUUAACUUUAAGCACCAGUAUCUAUCAUUCUGGUCUAUUGCAGUUCCAUUUGCACACUCAAACAAUCAUGUGCAGGCCUGUACCAACACAGCACAGCAGUUACCUAGCAUGUCAGGGAUUAAAUUAAGCAAUAAAGAUAAAUACAAGUUAUUUUGUAAUAUUUAUAUUCUCGUUUACAUGUACUUUUUAUAUAUUUAAAUACUUUCUCAUAUCAAAUUAUUGAUUGUUGUUUUCCGUCUGCAAAUAAAGUCUUGUUGAGACCAGUGUA